Messenger RNA from Loa loa (African eye worm), 177 nucleotides. RefSeq lists its product as hypothetical. The record is from RefSeq and is a predicted model, not a curated record. Bases 1 to 177 code for a protein of 58 amino acids. NCBI's taxonomy places the organism in Eukaryota, Metazoa, Nematoda, Chromadorea, Rhabditida, Onchocercidae. The transcript has a single exon.
AUGAUUGGACUAGUCGCGGAUGUCAUACCAACUGCAAAUAACACUACAAGCAGAAAUUAUAAAUUUUUGGCUGAAAAAAUAUGCGCAAUCCACACAUCAUUGACUUAUGACAAAACAUCAUUCAUCGAUCCUUACUUUCCGCUUAUGCCACAAACGCGAGUUACAAAUGAUUUAUAA